AUGGAGGCGCUAUCACUGAUAGCACGCAUAGAGGAUCGCAAGCUUGAGCAGUUGGAAAAUGAGACGGUCACUACGAAGGACAAGGUGGGUUUGUCGGCAAUGGCUAUGGAGUUGCAUUGGAACCACUACCUCUACGACUACGUGGCGAAGGGUUCUUUCGAGUCUGGCUUGCGAGCAGUACGAGAUGCUCCAUUCUUCGAGGACUUGCCGGGUGAAUGCAUUUCAGGGCUAAUCCCAGGAGGUGGUUUGGAGAAUGGUUGGGACAUCUUCAAACUUAAUGGCUUCCUCACACGCCCACAAAGAAGGAAGCUUAUGGGAAGUAAGAGAUGGGUGGUCCAUUUGUUUGCCGGUGCAGAAGGACAUUGGCAGGUGAUGCAGCUGGAUCAAGGCGAGACUUCGGUUAUCGAGCUUGACAUUGCCCGCUGCAGUGGUCACGAUGUUCUGCGGGACGAGACGUGGCGUAUGUUGUUGUGGGGAGCAAAGCACGGCAAGGUUGAUGUGGUGAUGGGUGGUCCCCCUGGACGUUCUCUUCAGCACUGCAAAGGAGGUGACCGUGAUGUGAAAUCACUGAAGCUGAUUGCGAGAAUGAUGUGGCUUUACGCGGUGGCGCAAGUGGGACGCGAAAUCAAUGCAAGUGGCGCCAAUGUAAACAGGGAAGUUGCCUUCGUGAUGGAGUAUCCAGAAGGGUUUCCGGCCGAUCAGCGUCGAGCUCGUGAGCAGCAAAUUCAGGAAGCCGAAGAUGCCUGCCGGGUCCCAGGGAGAAGACGGGGACCAGUGGCAUCAUGGGACGGUACCCGUCGGUACUGGGAGCAAGUACAAGAGCGAAGGUGGAACGAUCAAGUGGGCUGGACCACGGUCAGAGGAGACGUGGCGUUCUGGGACACCAGGAUGUGGAAGGGGUUUCAGCGGGAACUCGAAAUGAGAACAGUUUCGUUUGAUCAAGGCGUCAUGGGAGGUGCUACGCGGAACCAAACAACCCUGGGAACCAACGUGAACUCGCUGAUGGCCUUAGAUGAGGCCCGCCUACCAGAUGAUGAUCCUGCUCCACUACGAGGAAGCCAAGACUAUAUCUGGUCAGCAGGACUGGUCAGGGCAAUUACAGUUGCUCUAAAGUUUUGGGAUCGCGAUCCUCGGUGUGCUCCUCGGUUAUGUGCAAUGACGGCUGAGCAGUGGAAGAAUCAUGUCGACACCAACCAUGCCGUGUACCGAAAGGACUGUGCAACCUGUGUUAUGUCACGGGGCAUCGGCCGUCAGCACCGGCGCAUUCAUCACCCGGAGGCAUAUGUCCUGACAGCAGACGUGGCUGGACCAUUAAGCCCUGGGCUGGAUGCUACCUCGAAGGGCACCCUAGGCAAGAAUCUCCGCUACCUGCUUAUUGGAAAGUAUUUGGUACCCAAGCAGUUCAUCGAAGAGUAUACCGGCAAACCUCUACCCGCUGAAGUACCUAAGGAUCCCGGACCAGAACCGCUACCCCUGACCGAGGAGCAGCAGUGUGAUAUGGACGAGCUGUUCGGUGAUUCUGAGGCCAAAGGGAUUCUACAGCUUGAUGCUCCGCAGGUGGAAGUUAUUGGAAACGUCACGGGUGAGCACAGUGGUUGGACUCAUGAUGAAGAUGCAGGAGACUAUGAGCCUUCGGAACCUCCCGGUGAAGAGGAGCCAGUUGAGGAGGAGCAGGUUGAAGAGGAGGGAACAGGGGACUUGAACGUUGUUAUGCAGAGUGGCGAUUGCAAACCACCAGAGAUGACGUUCUUAACGUUUGCCGUUGCCCUUCCCAACAACCAGUCUGGAACAGUCAAGCGCGGAGUUCAGGACAUGGUGCUUUACCUACAAG
Molecule: messenger RNA, 1831 nt
Organism: Symbiodinium sp. CCMP2456
Lineage: Eukaryota; Dinophyceae; Suessiales; Symbiodiniaceae
Source: the annotation of a GenBank genome assembly